Thalassophryne amazonica is the source of this 2294-nucleotide messenger RNA. RefSeq names its product prune homolog 2 with BCH domain (gene prune2). The transcript has 11 exons. Gene Ontology annotation, biological process: apoptotic process. Gene Ontology annotation, cellular component: cytoplasm. NCBI's taxonomy places the organism in Eukaryota, Metazoa, Chordata, Actinopteri, Batrachoidiformes, Batrachoididae. Bases 169 to 1140 code for a protein of 323 amino acids. The record is from RefSeq and is a predicted model, not a curated record.
GCCCAGAUCAUGUGACCAGAAAAUGGUGGAAGCUGUGAGCUGUUUGUAAGCUGAGCAUCUCUACCAAGAAGCUGAGAGCAAGAAUCAGGCAGGACAAGUCCCUCCAUGGUCUGAGAGGCAGGAGGACAGAGAAUCCUGUGCUCCAGCAGAGGUCCUCCUGAUGAGGGGAUGGACUCUGUAUUUGAGAGUAAGAUGAACUCUGAGGGAGUUGAAGGCAGACCAGCCCCUCCUACCUCUCUACCCCUGCAAGGAGGCCCGUCCCAAAGGAAAAAGCUGUCUGCUCCCCGUAUCAGCCUGUCACUGGACCACAGCGAGGAUGACUUGGGGGAGACGCCCGAUGACCUUGACAUUAAUGUGGAUGACCUUGACACUCCAGAUGAGGCGGAUUGCUUCGACAUCACAGACCAUGAAAUGGAUUGGGGAGAUCCCACUGCCGCCAAUAGGAGCGUGACAAGUGAACCGUACAAUAUGAUCCCAACAUAUACCGCUCAGGAGGAGCGGCAGGACUGCAAAUUAUGGAGAUCAGUCAUCAUUGGGGAACAGGAGCACCGCAUCGACAUGAAGCUGAUUGAACCCUACCAGAGAGUCAUCUCCCAUGGAGGCUACUAUGGUAACGGAGUUAAUGCCAUUAUAGUGUUCGCCGCCUGUUUCCUGCCAGACAGUCACAGAGAUGACUAUCAUGAAAUCAUGGAGAACCUUUUCCUCUAUGUGAUCAGCACGCUGGAGCUGAUGGUAGCAGAGGACUACACGAUUGUGUACCUGAAUGGAGCCACACCCCACAGAAGAAUGCCAGGCCUCGGUUGGCUGAAAAAAUGCUACCAGAUGAUUGACAGAAGGCUCAGGAAGAAUUUGAAGUCUUUCAUUAUUCUCCAUCCAUCGUGGUUUAUUCGGACCAUCCUGGCUAUUACCAAGCCCUUCAUCAGUGCCAAGUUCAGCAGUAAGAUAAAGUACGUGAACAGUUUGGAUGAGCUACAGGAACUUAUCCCAAUGGAAUGUAUCCAGAUCCCAGAGUGCAUCAUUAGACUCGACAAGGAACUGAAGGAAGCAGCGGAGAACUCGAGAGUGAACAGUUUUCUGCAGGGACCAGAGCCAACAGCAGCCCGAACAGAACCAGACAAAGCCAGUGCCAGCAGCUCUUAAACCCAAACUGACUAAAUGGAUGGGGCACCUCAAAAGUCUGGAAAGCAAAAGCAAACGGCUUCAUCAGCUCAUAUGUCUAUGUGUUGUGUUUGUCAAUUAGAGGAAGGAAAAAAAACUUAAUACGUUCUAACUCUCCAGCGCUCGAUCUCGUAGCUGCUGCCGCAGCAUCCACGGGAUGUGGGAACCUUACACGUGCAAGCCGGGCCCGUGAAGCUUGGCAGCACUUACAGUGUAGCAUCAUUGUUCACAGUAGGGUAGGAAAUGCAAUCGCACACAUAGUGUUGUAGCUGCUGUGUGCAUGAGAAGCAGUGAAGCAAUAACACCCUUUGCUGGUCACGGAGUAUUUCACGUGAAAAGGCUGCUUAUGUGUCUGCAAUAAAAGCAUAGUGUGGACAAUAUGAAGCCUUGUGCCACAGAUGGUGCGCAUUGCAGCAAACCGAGUCCUCCCUUUUGUUCAGAAAAUGCAAACACAACAAUUAUUUAUUUAGAAAUGGAUAUUUUUUACUUCAUUAAAUUAAUCUGAAGAAAGGAAGAUAAAUACGAAACUAGAAGGGCACCAUGACAAUGCAUAGCUCUGCCAAGGACAAACAAUCCUGGAUUUUGCGCAUUGGGUUGAACAGCAUUAUUGCAUACCCCCCCCCCCCCCCCCAACACACACACACACACACUUAUGUAAAUAGGGAAAGUUAAAUAACACCCCCUCCCCCAUUACGAAUGCAUUUUUGACUGCAACAAAUCUAUAUCCUUGCAAAUUGAUGAAACGUGAAAACUGUCUCACUGGUUAAAAGAGAAUGAAAUGUCCAUCACAGAUGAUGGACAUUACCACAGCAGCCAAGUAAAUAUUAGUAUCUAGUGAAUCAGCUUUUAGGUUAAGACGGCCUUGACCUUUGACCUUCUGAACCUAAAGUCAAAAGGUUUCUGGGAGUCAGGCUACGUAAUAUCCAUACAAUGUGUGCUAACAUUCAGCUAUGUACACAAGAAAUCAAGAAAUUUGCAGUUAAACAAAAUUAUUUCAGUCAUCUUGACUUUUGACUUCCGAAUCAAUAGGGUUAUUGGAAUCAAGUUGCCUAAUGUACAUAACAAGUUUGGUAACAACCAUGUAUGUACAGUAGAAGUUAUCUCAUAAACAACCAAAUUGUACUUAAAAAAAAAAC